AUCUGGUGCUGGAGACAUGGGACCUGCAGUGCGAGCGCAACGGCCGGGAGCACCGGACGGCGCAGAUGGGCUGCCAGCAGCUGGUGGUGCGACGGGGACAGCCCUUCACCAUCACCCUGCACUUCUCGGGCAGAAGCUACGAGGAGGGGGUGGACAAGCUCGCCUUUAACGUGGAGACGGGGCCCUGCCCCAUCGAGACAUCGGGAACCAGGUCCCACUUUGCCGUGAGUGACUUCCCCGAGGAGUUGAGCUGGAGCGCCGUGAUCCAGGAGCAGGAGGAGGGUUCCCUCUCCGUCUCGCUCUGCUCCCCUGCCAACGCCCGCAUCGGCCGCUACAGCCUGACACUGGAGACCUCCACCGGCUACCAGGGCUCCAGCUGCCACAUCGGGGACUUUGUUCUGCUCUUUAAUGCCUGGCACCCAGAGGACACGGUUUUCCUCCAAGAGGAGGACGAGCGCCGCGAGUACGUGCUGUCCCAGGAGGGACUCAUCUACCAGGGUUCCUGUGACUACAUCACCUCCAUCCCCUGGAACUUUGGCCAGUUCGAGGAAGGCAUCUUGGCCAUCUGCCUCAACCUGCUGGACACAAACCCCAAAUUCCUGAGGGACCAGAACCGGGAUUGCUCCCGCCGCAACGACCCGGCGUACAUCGGCAGGGUGGUGAGCGCCAUGGUCAAUUGUAAUGACAAGGACCGGGGGGUGCUGGAAGGACGGUGGGACAAUGAUUACGAAGAUGGGAUGAGCCCCAUGGCCUGGAUUGGGAGCGUGGACAUCCUCAAGAAGUGGAAGAAGUUUGGGUGCCAACCAGUCAAAUAUGGCCAGUGCUGGGUUUUCGCCGCUGUGGCGUGUACCGUCAUGCGGUGCCUGGGGAUCCCCAGCCGGGUGGUGACCAACUACUACUCAGCCCACGACACCAACGGCAACCUGGUCAUCGACCGCUACCUCAAUGAGACCGGGGAGGAGGUCCGGCGCUCCAGGGACAUGAUCUGGAACUUCCACUGCUGGGUGGAAUCCUGGAUGGCCCGUCCAGACCUGGCAUCCGGCUACGAUGGGUGGCAGGCACUGGACCCAACCCCCCAGGAGAAGAGUGAAGGGGUUUACUGCUGCGGGCCAGCCCCCGUCAAAGCCAUCAGGGAGGGCGACCUGCAGCUGAAGUACGACAUCCCCUUCGUCUUCGCGGAGGUGAACGCCGACGUGGUCUACUGGGUGGUGCGGAACGAUGGGACGCAGAAGAAAAGCACCCACUCCUCGGUGGUGGGGAAGAACAUCAGCACCAAGAGUGUGGGCCGGGACAGCAGAGAGGACAUCACCCACACCUACAAGUACCCAGAGGGGUCUGAAAAGGAGAGAGAAGUGUUUGAGAAGGCAGAGCGCGAGACGAGAUCGCUCAGGGAGGAGGAAGAGGGGCUGCACCUCAAGAUCAAGCUGUCGGAGGGUGCAAACAAUGGCUCCGACUUCGACGUCUUCGCCGUCAUCAGCAACAACACGGACACGGAGCGGGUCUGCCGGCUCAUGGUGUGCGCCCGCACCGCCAGCUACAACGGCACCGUCGGGCCCCAGUGCGGCAUGAAGGACCUGCUGAAUGUCACCAUCGGGCCCUGGGAAGAAAACAGGGUGCCCCUGCGGAUCCUGUAUGAGAAGUACAAGGAGAGCCUGACCCAGGACAACAUCAUCAAGGUGGUGGCUCUCCUGACCGAGCACCAGACCGGCGACGUCAUCGUGGCCGUCAGGGAUGUCUACAUCCAGAACCCGGAGAUAAAGAUCAGGAUUUUAGGGGAGCCAAUGCAGAAUCGGAAGCUGGUGGCAGAGGUCAGCCUGGUGAACCCCCUCACACUCCCCCUCAACAAAUGCAUGUUCGUGGUGGAGGGCAGUGGUCUCACCGACGGGCAGAAGAUCAAGGAGCUUGAGGAGCCCGUGGAACCGCAGGCGGUGGCCAAGGUCAGGUUGGAUCUCGUGCCGAGCCAGUCGGGGCUGCACAAGCUGAUGGUGAACUUCGAGAGCGACAAGCUGUCGGGGGUGAAGGGCUACCGCAACGUCAUCAUCGCCCCCCAGCCCAAGUGAGCGGCCACCACCGCCAGUGACAGGAGCAGGGAUGGGAAAGAGGGGCCGGUGGCGUUUUGGGGGGGGGCAGCCACUCGCUUCACCACCUUUCCCUCACCCCGUGGGGUGGGCAAUGUCCCCAACAUCCCUGUCCCCCAGCCUGGGCGCAGCAGGGACCCCCCGAGCCCAGCACAGCCGGGCAGUGGGCAGCCCCCUCCUCUUUGUGCAGCGCUGACAGCCCCGGCCCCGCAGAGCAGAUCUCAAAAACCAAAGAGCAGAACAACCUCCUCCAGCACUGAUUGCACCUCAGCCGUGCUCACGCGCGCCGGUAACAGUUCUCUGACCACCAUUGAGUAGAGCAAAGAUUGUAUACUGUGAGCACAAAGCUGUUUAUACGCUAACAUAUAUGACAAAUCUAUUUAUAGCUAUAUAAAUACAUACUGCAUAUAACCCUACUGCAUAGGUAAAGCUUUAAUAACCAUUCCCAUCGCUGCCACCACCGUGCAGGGAGGGAUGGGACAUUACCUUGACAUGAAUUAACUAUGCAAGCACUGAAUAAAAAACUCUAUUUUUCACUUUUAAA
This is a messenger RNA of Calidris pugnax (ruff), 2622 nucleotides long. RefSeq names its product transglutaminase 2 (gene TGM2). The record is from RefSeq and is a predicted model, not a curated record. Gene Ontology annotation, molecular function: protein-glutamine gamma-glutamyltransferase activity. Gene Ontology annotation, biological process: peptide cross-linking. NCBI's taxonomy places the organism in Eukaryota, Metazoa, Chordata, Aves, Charadriiformes, Scolopacidae. Bases 66 to 2060 code for a protein of 664 amino acids. The transcript is spliced from 12 exons.